GUUUUUUCUAUCAAAACCAUGAGGGGAAUGUGAGUUGUUUUUGUCACAGGUGCAUUCAUGUCUAUGAAGGAAGAAAAAAUGAAUGGAUUGACUCAAAUUGACUCAGUCAAAAAGUCCGUUUUGGUUGAUCGCAGGGUUUGGGGAGGUGCAGUCUACAUGAGUGCGCGGUGAGGAGCAUCUGCUCCCUCCCUCCCUCUUGCUGCACCUCCUCCUUCUCCUCCUCCUCCUCCUCCUCCUGGCGGUCCUGCAGCGGCGGCUGCGCUCGCUGCUCUCGCCGGCAGCAGCGCGGACAUCUCUGGAGCAGAGAGCUGACAGAGACAGCAGAGAUCUCCUAACAAGCCGUCUCUGAGCAUCUUUACACAGCGAUCGGACUAAGAGGACCCAGGAACAACUUUGGGACUGUCAGGUUAUCUUUUUUUUCUUCUUUUUGCCCUCAUCCUCUUUGGCGCAGAUUUACAAACAGCAUUUGGCAGCCUCCUUUUACAUCCUAAGGGUUACUGCUGACAUGCAUCUUCAGGGUUGAUCUGAUGGUGUCGCUGCGAUGGACUGAACGUGUGAAGAGGAAAGGGGCAAUGAAGAGGCAGGAGGUUUCCCUAUUAAUGUCUUGUGGAGGAUUAUCAGGUUCAAGCAGCCACUCCCCAGAGGAAUAAACGUGCCCACGUUACAUAAGAGUUGCAUUGGGACCAGGGCUGAACAACACCAUGCCUCCAGCUGACUCACAGGAUGUGGCAUGAGAUGUGGAAGAAAGAUUUUUUUUUCUUUUCUUGAGACGUUUUUACCCACUCACUUCUGUGGCACCUGGAAACUGCAGAAUUUAAAUCCGGUGUGACAUGCUUGGUGAGGAUUUUAACCUCUUUUGGAUUUUAUAUGGUCUUACUUGGUUGUGUGGCUGGUUUUGAGGAGGAUCAAGAAAGUCUUGAGGUUUUCCUCCAGUCUUGCACCAACCUCACUUUGUGUCUGUUUUUUUCUCUGCUGGGAAAUGGCAUGGAUCAGAUCCGGAACAAACCACUGGAUCGGAGCACAGUUCAGCCCAGCUUCUCCUCAUGGCUCCAGGAAAGACUCAACCACACAUCCUUGCACAGCGGUCUAAUUCGGAUGCCCACCUUCAGCUCUCCCAGUGUUUCUCUUCAUCAUCCUGCGCCUUCAUCGCUGCCCUCUUCUCUUGUUCCGUACUCUUCCCUCAUCGCCUUCCCUUUAAUCUCCACCACGUCCUCUUCCACCCAAUGGGAGCCCGCCACCUCCUUUGUCCCUUUGACCCUUUCCAACAUAUCUUCUAGUGAGCUGACAGACUUGGAGAAUAUGCUGCUCUGGACCCUCCAUGAACCCAACACCAUUGCCCUGACCACCAUGUACUGUCUGUCCUUCAUUUUGGGAUUUAUUGGGAAUUUAAUGUCUCUCCGAGUGCUCACCAGCAGGCGCAGCAGGCGGCUGGCGGCAGUCAGCGCCACACGCAGCCUCCUGGUGAACCUGGCCGUGUGUGACCUUGCAGUGGUGUGUGUGUGCAUGCCCAUCACUUUGGGGAACCAGAUAUACACUUCCUGGGUGUACGGGGACCUCUUGUGUCGAGCCGUGCCCUUCACACAGGCCGUCUCCGUCUCGGCCAGUGUGCUGACGUUGACGGUGAUCAGUGUGAAUCGUUACUACAGCGUUCAAUCCCCGUUAAGAGCGCGCUCCAUGUUUACUCGCAGACGGAUAUUGGUAACCGUCGGCGUGGUGUGGACCAUAUCCUCUGUGAUGUGUGCUCCCAUUGCGGUGAUGAACCGGAGGAGGGAGAUCAGCUUUGAGACCUUCACUAUCUUGGUGUGUCAGGAGGAGUGGCCUCAGCAUCGCCUCAAACAGGGAUACAGCGUGCUGCUAUUUGUGAUGCUCUACUGUCUGCCAGUGACAUUUAACCUCACCAUCGGCUUCCUGACGGGCAGGAGACUAUGGGGAGGCAAGAAAUCAACUUUUGCUGAUCUAGAUCCACGUAGUCAAGCCCUUCACACCUCCCGUCUGAAGACGCGACAGAAAAUCGCCAAGAUGGUGGUGUGUCUGGUGCUCCUGUUUGCAAUAUCCUGGCUGCCGCUCUACUUGGUUGACCUUUGGAUCGAUUGUGAGCCAAAGCCGUCGUCCUGGCUUCUGCAGACACGGCCGUUUGCUCAGUGGCUGGGCCUGACAAACUCUAGCCUCAACCCGAUCUGUUACUGCUUCAUUGGAGAUCUGUAUCGCUCUGCGAAGGUCAUACGGACACGGUACUAUCAGAAAGUUGCCUCUCUCUUCAGCACCUCCUCAUUCUCCGGCUCGGCUGCGGUGGCCUCCCCUGCCGCAAAGAUCACAGACAGCAAAGUGACAUCAGUUGAGCGCCACCAUAUCGCUGACGCUAUGGGAGCAUCUGUCUCCAAGGUAACCAUCCCUCGGCUGUUGAGCUUAGCAAGAGGACAAAGACUGGGGCAGAAGGUUCGAGACUGCUCCGACAGCCGUGCUGGGUCGGACCCCAGCAUCUCAGACUGGUGUCAGUCCAGUCCCAGUGUGUGUGAAAACUCUAUGUUUCCUUACCAGCAGUCCUCAGAAAAGUCAGAUUUUCUGCCAGCAAGAAGGCACUCCACAAAUGAGCUUGCCGUGUCAUUACAUUUGAGAAUUGAAUCUGUGGAAAUAGACCUGCUGCCUCUGAGAAGGCAUUCAGGGGGGAGAAUUUAUAGUCUGCCAGCUGAUAAGAGGGACAUCAUUACUAUAGGUGGGGACAUGUUCUGUAACAUUGGAAGAAAUUACUCCCUCAAAGACGACAGGGACGAUGAUUCAACAAACAUGACCCAUCUAUGAACACAUCAGCAUCAGCAGAGAGGACUUUCAGGCUUCUUCUGCGAGGAAUAAAACACUUUGUCUGUUUCUCAGACUUCAAAGCAUAAUCCUUCGAAGGACCAACUGAUGGUCAUGUGAAUACGCUGACCUGCUUUCCACCCUGGCUUUCUUAUGCAUGUGGUAUUAGCUCCGCACGUCAGGUUUCUGACAAACUGAAUCCGACAUUUAAAACAGCAGGAGUGUUAUUUGGUGACUUAUCUGUAAUAAGGUUACAUUACAGCAAUGUUUCAUUACACGUAAGACAGGAAAUCACAGAAUUUCCCAUCAUCUGCUUAAGAAGAUAACUCAGUAGGGCGCCGUUUAUGGGUUUUCUCAAAAGAUGCUUCUCUUCUUCCAUCAUUGCUCUGCUGAUUGUAUUUGCAGCUCUCAGAAUCUUUGAAUAUAUCAUUUUUUUUGGCGCAGAAGACACACUGCAUGGGAGUCUCUCAUUUGUCAUCAUCAAUAUGUGUAUUGAAGUCCUAAAAUGAAGAUUUUAUUCCAAAACUUUAACACAUUAAAGUUUUUUUCGCACUCCCAAAGAUGAGUUUGUUAAUAAAUAUGAGCUACAGGAGCAAAAGAAACCCACAAAAGAAGUCUUUGUUAAAUUAUUUGUGGGAGCUGUGCAAUUUACUUAAAAUCUUUUUGAAUUUGCUCUCUCAGCACAUACUUUAUAGACUUUAUAUCUCAGUGUGCAGAAAUGCUGUACCGGUUUUCAUACACCUGGAUGGAACUUUAGUGAUAUAAAAGCAAAUAUGUCCAAUUUAAAUUGAGAAUGAAUGAAUGUACAGGCCUGAGUUAGAGCAGAAAAAGAAGAGUUGGCCAUUUUUAGUGUCUCGGAACAGGAACUUUUGAACCGGUCACUUUGUGUCUAAUCAACGCAUGCCUUGUUGAGUACAUGAAUGAACAAGGCAACAAAAAAGUGGUUUAAAAGGUUAAAAAAAGAAAAGGAACACGCACGCAACAUAAUCUAAUCUUCCCCCAGGCAGACAGAGGUGGUGAAUAGCGUGAAAUGCUGUGACAUUAAGCUGCUAAUUCUACUCAUGUCCUCACAGCCAACAUGAAGUGGAGCAACACACAUGAAUCCAGCUGCAUUCAAGCUCACAUAUUUAUUGUAUGAGACCGCCUGUUUCUUUGAAAAUGUUAAAGUCUCCUGACUGUGACAUUGUCUCGUGUCCUCUUUCAUCACUUCUUUCUACCUCAUGGUUUUGUAUUGUGUAGGAGAGCAUGUGUAAUAAAUUCUGUGCAUUUUGUGUUUAUUUUACUUAAUUUUUUUUAAAGAAAAUUAUAUUCCGGUUCAGAAUAAAACUAAAGGUCAGAUUAGAUUAUAAAGAAAAAAAUGUUUGUGAAAAAACUUUAAAGU
Molecule: messenger RNA, 4177 nt
Organism: Oryzias melastigma (Indian medaka)
Lineage: Eukaryota; Metazoa; Chordata; Actinopteri; Beloniformes; Adrianichthyidae
Product: galanin receptor type 2
Exons: 3
Coding region: 868-2799 (643 amino acids)
Biological process (GO): neuropeptide signaling pathway
Cellular component (GO): membrane
Molecular function (GO): peptide binding; G protein-coupled receptor activity
Source: RefSeq, a predicted model, not a curated record